Molecule: messenger RNA, 2427 nt
Organism: Punica granatum (pomegranate)
Lineage: Eukaryota; Viridiplantae; Streptophyta; Magnoliopsida; Myrtales; Lythraceae
Source: RefSeq, a predicted model, not a curated record
CUGAUAUAUUUAUGGAUACCGAUACUUAUCUGUUCAUCUUCGAAUCAAAAAUUUUUCACAUCGGCAUAAACUUUUUCAUCUCACAUUAAUCAGUUGCAAUUGGUGAAGAAGAAGAGGUAGCUUAAUGGGGCUGCCAGGUCUAAGGAAACUUUGGGACGAGUGGGGUCUGAGAGUGAUGGUUCUGCUGAUGCUGCUCAAUCAGAUCUUGCUCAACCUGAUCAUGCUCAGCCGUCGGGCUCGGUUCCGUUCCCUUCCCCUUAAAUUCCUUCUGUGGCUAUGCUACUCCUCAGCCGACGCAAUUGUGAUAUUUGUGUUGGGGAUGGUCUCGUUUCAGCUCGGACUGAUUAACAAGAACCCAGGCUCUCUCAAGGAACAAGACAAGUUGAUCGCGUUCUGGGGGCCUAUCCUUACCCUCUUCCUAGGUGGACCUGAUACGAUCACCGCCUACUCCUUGGAAGACAAUGAACUAUGGAAACGGCAGUUGCUUGGAGUGAUUGCCCAAUCCACAGGGACGUUUUCCAUUAUUUUGAUGGCGUGGAGUGGUCAUUCUUACCUGAGCUAUCUAUCCUUGGUCAUGCUCGGAGUAGCAUCCGUCAAGUGUGGAGAGAAGACCUGGGUCCUAUGGAAUGCAAGCACCGAGAAGCUCCAGAUGUCCAUGCAAUCUCCUAAUCCUGGACCGAACUAUCCUAAGUUCACCGAGGAAUACUGCUUGAGGCAGGAGGAGGGCUAUGAUCUGGGAUUCCAUGAGAUUUCUGAGGUUCACGAGCCCAUGGAUCCCUCAAUCGGAAGCAAUGACCCGAAGGAUAUAGUACGAGCGCAUGCUCUAUUUCCCAGCUUCAGGCGACUCUUUGCCAAUCUCAUCCUGAGCGAUCAUGACAAGAUCAUGAGCAUGAACAUAUUUCAGUCGAUCCAGUCAGCGAAGGAUGCCUUCAGAGUGGUGGAGAUUGAGCUCCACUUCAUGUACGAGCAGCUCCACACCAAGGCCAACCUGCUGUACCGUCCUUGGGCUGUCCUUGUUCGCUUACUGCUCGUUAUACUAACCUUCUCCAUGUUUGGAAUCUUCAUCUUCUUUGCCCGGCAAAGAUGGAAGGACUACUCCCGGGUCGAUCUAGUCGUGACACUCAUAUUGCUGGCUUCAGUUUGUGUUCAGGAGUUGCUUUCCCUCUGCAUGAUUGUGUAUUCGUUCCCAGCCAACGACUGGCACCGUCACAGAGAGAGAUCGCGCAUAAUUCCCUGUCUAGAUCUCCUUCGGUUCAAACAGCCCAGGUGGUCAAACUCCAUGGGUCAGUUCUGUCUGCUCAGAUAUGUCAUCCAAUCCAGAACUCGUCAAUUACUCCAUGUGUUGCUGGAUCAGAUGCUAAAUCUAGAGAAGACUUGGUACACCGAUUAUGUGGUCAUUAGCCAAGGUUUGAAGGGUUUCAUCCUUUCCUCGAUCAGGAGGCAGAUAGACCAAGCGAAUGGCGGGUCAGGAAUUGGCGGCUGGAACAGAGAAACAGCAGUAGAUAUUCUGAGGAAGCAUAAUAUACGCGACAGUGAUCAUAAGCUGUCAUGGAGCAUGCAAUUAGAAUUCGACCAUUGCAUCCUGAUUUGGCACAUCGCCACUGAACUGUGGUGCCAGAAAGCUGAAGAACAAAAUCUCCGAGAUGACAAUGUAGUAUGGAGCAGGCUAUUGUCGCGCUACAUGGUCUACCUCCUGGUUAAUCACCCGACCAUGCUGCCCAAUAGCAUCAGUCACAUCAGGAUCCAAGACACUUUAGCCGAGGCAUCAGGCUUCUUUAAUGGGAUCAAGUCCCCUGGCGCUGCCUACAAAGAGUUCUAUGGGGUGAAAACGGCGGUGGACCCUCUCAAAGUGAAAGGGAGUAUCAGCAAAUCAGUUUUGUUUGAUGGGCGCAGGCUCGAGUCAGGGUUGAUCAUCGUCGAAAGAGACUUAGCACUCUGUGAGCGCAACUGGAGAAUGAUCGCUGACGUGUGGUUUCACUUCCUGGUCUGCGCCGCAAAGCAGUGCCCUGGGAGCUCUCACGCUAAGCAGCUAAGAAGUGGAGGAGAGCUUCUCACCCAAGUGUGGAUGCUGAUGGCACAUUUCGGCUUGACCGACCACUUCCAGCUUGAACAAGGUUCUGUCAUUUCUAUGCUAACGAAAUCUUAGCAUAAUGCCCGCCGGAAUUCGUGUUUCCCGUGUUAAACUCUACAUGAUGGUUGACAAGCCACAGCAUAGUUCAUAGAAUGAUUUUCAUCCCAUUCAAGAGCCGGAUUGUGAUCGCGACUCUCAUGGGAGUUGUGAUCGAUUUCCCUCCCCCCCCCCCCCCCCCCCACCCCCCAAAAUUAAUUCACGAUGUCGCCUCUUCAGUUCAGUUUCACACAUUGUUCUUUUACAGUACAUUAAUUAGUGAUCAUGUGGUAAGUUUGACGCUUGAGUUGUUCUAGCAU